AUGGAUUAAUAAUUAACUAAAAAACUAAAGAAGCAAUAGGUCUAGAAGGUUUAAUUUCAUUAAUUGCAUGAAUUUGCUGGGUUCUAGGUAGCCAAGGACAUUCAACCAAUAGAUUCAGAUCCUCAAAGAAGAAAACCUUAGUAAUUGACAUCAUAUCAAGCACAAAUUCGGCAACAAUCAUACAUGAAAUCCAAAUUUUAAUUGGUCUUACUUUAACAACCCAUCAGUAAAUAGAGACAUUCUAUAUUAUCAAAGAAGAAGUUAGGUGGGAUGAUGUGUAUUAAGUAAUUUACUCGACAACUCAAGAUAUUACUUGUCCUAUAUGUAUAAGCGAUCACGAUAUCAUAACUCCUUAUAUCACACCAUGCGGACACAUUUAUUGUCUUCCAUGUUAUCAAAGACAUAAAAUUCAAUGUAAAUUCAUGAUUCUUAAUAUUUUAGCAAAAUUUAAUUAAAAGUGCCCUCUUUGUGGAGAACUGGCAAUAUUGUCUGAUUUGAAAUCGGUUAAAAUUAUCAAGCACAAAAUUAAAAAUGUUGGAGACAUUGUACUUUUAAAUCAAAUUUAAAGAUAUAAAAAUGAAACAGAAUUAUAUAUUAAUGGAAAAGAAUCAAUCGUCUAUGCACGAACUUUAAUUGCCAAUGAAUCCUAUUUAUUGAAAAUUUUUGAAGAAGAAAUUUAAUAACUAUAACAGUAAAUAAUUAUCAAUAUUUCAGCUAUAUAGAGUUUUGCGAGACUGAAAUUUAGGAACCAAUUCAAUAAUCUAUAUAAUUUCUCUUAGAAAGAUAGGAUAAGUUACCAAAAAGGAACCUUGAUAAUAAACCUGAAAUUGUACUUAAAUCAUUCUCUUAAAAAUCAAAUGAAGUGAUGUAUAGAUUUUUUUAAGACUCAAAUGGGCUUUUAGGAUUUUUACAUCCUUUAUGUCAUAAAUAUGUUACUCUUUAAUUUGGAAAUGAUAACAUUCCUCAGCAAAUUGAAGCAUUCUUAAUCUAAAAAGACUAAUUUACUUAGAACGGAAAAACAUAAACUAAAUAUAAGUAAUUUCAUAUUUAAAUUCUAAGAUUUCUUUCUCAUAUUCCUAUAAACACAGAAUUCUAUUUUUACGAAAUAGAUUUAAAAUAGAUUUUAAAUGAAGAUAAUUUUAAGGAAUAUUCACGAGAAGUAUAUUAUAAAUAUAUAUUUAGAUUUCAGAUUUUAGGGAAAGAUAGAGAAAAGAAAAAUUACGACAAGAGGAAAAAUUUAAUUAAAUUCAAGCUUAAUAAAUUUAAAAAUAAUAUAUAAUGGAGAAUGGAGGAGAUUAUACUUAUUAAAAUUUAUAAGAAGAUGAAGUUGAAUUUGAUGAAUAAAAUUUUCCAGAAUUGCCAGGUGUUAAAAGUAUAAGUUAAUCAUAAAAUGAUGUACAAGAUAAAAGAGAAAUUGAUUAAUUAUAAUAAUAAUAAUAAUAAUAAUAAUAAUAAUAAUAAUAAUAAUAAUAAUAAUAAUAAUAAUAAUAAUAAUAAUAAUAAUAGUAAUAAGAGAUCAAUAUAGAUUUAGAAUCUUAAUUUCCAAGUUUAAAUGAAGAAUGUUCACAAAUUAAAAUUAACCCAUUUUCAAAAACUUGGGGUUUAUAAUAACAAAAAGCAGAAUAAAAAGUUGAAAUCGAGUAACCGAUUAAGAAAGAAACUACAAAUCAAGAAGUAGUCAAGCUAAGUGAUUUAGAUUUUCCUGUAUUUGUUAAAUAAAAAAAUAAAAAGAAGAGGCAAAAUUAAAGAGAGUGA
Messenger RNA from Paramecium octaurelia, 1755 nucleotides. NCBI's taxonomy places the organism in Eukaryota, Ciliophora, Oligohymenophorea, Peniculida, Parameciidae. The record is from the annotation of a GenBank genome assembly.